AUGCGACCUCUAUACCUCUUCGCGCUCUGCAUGAUUGGUAUGCCGCUAGUCUGCGCUGAUCUGACCUCUGCGUUCAGACAGCCAGAGGUCACGACUCCUGGUGAUCGCGCACUCGAGCACGAGAGUCCGCUGGCGACUCAUUCGACAAACGGGAUUGAAUCAGAAGACCGGGCAAACACGUCCGGGUUUGUCGGCAAGCUGGCUGAUACGUUCAAGUCAAUCAUGGCCAAGAUUGAUGCCAUCCUCGCUUACCUUUUUACGUCGGGAAAGACCAAGGAGCGCAUGGACAACUUGUCGCGGACGAUCAAUGCCAAGCUCAAGAAAAGGCUACAACCAUCCGACAACGAUUACAUGAUCGACAUUCGCCACAAGAAAGGAUUGAAUAAGCUGUUCUCCGAGACAGGUCAUAUCACUUUCUUCGACGAGCACAUGAGAUUCCUGGAACACUACCCUACCUCUACGCUGUACGAUUUUCUUCGAGAUCUCAUGCAAGAGGAUGAGUUGGCAUUCUUGAUCCUGCACGCAGAAGGAUCCCAUGCAAAUGUAGGGGAGAUCCGAACGUACCAAUUCAGUCAGUGGAGUCGGUAUCCUGACAACACCCCUAAAAAACUUGUACAGCGAUUGCUGCUUUCGUUGCCCAAAGGAGACGUGAAAAGGAUCGUAGGCAGUUACGAUAAGCACAUUGAAAAGAAUGGGUAUCUGCAUCGUUUAGUGUAG
This is a messenger RNA of Peronospora matthiolae, 717 nucleotides long. The record is from the annotation of a GenBank genome assembly. NCBI's taxonomy places the organism in Eukaryota, Oomycota, Peronosporomycetes, Peronosporales, Peronosporaceae.